GAUCCAGAGUUUUGACAGUCAGGUUGAUCAUGUAACCCGCUGGGAUCAUCUUGCUGCUGCUGUCGGGAUGAGGCCAUGUGUACACUGCACUGUGAGUGUUGCUGGCGGUGAAAGAUAGCACGGGGGCCAACCUCACGCUUUUGAGUGCCAGUGGACGGGCGAAAUUGCGAACUAGGAAAAGCUGUCCAUGACGAGAGUGAUGGCUCGAGCCGUUUCCCAGCGUCCGUUCCCGAGGGGUCGGCGGGUGCUGAUCCUGGCCUCCGUGUGCGUCCUCGGGCUGGUGUCCUGCGGGCUCUACUACCUGCAGUGCCACGGGAGGGGCUGCGGUCCCGUAUCGUGGGACGACGUGACUGGAUACGAUACUAGAACCGUCCUGCCACUCCUUUCCAAAGACGUCGUAGUGAGGUCCGUGUACUUCGACGACCGGCCUCGUAGCGGACACGUCAACGCCUCGGUGUUCAUGGUUGAGGCAAGAAGAGAGAUUGUGGACCAAGGUCUCAUCGUGGGCUGUCAGGUAGGAAGAGGUGUUGCGGAGUUUUUUCAGGUUAGACGGUUGGCUCUGAUUGAAGUGUACGUCCACUGGAAGCACGACUACGUGAAUCACGACCUGGUAAUGGUGGACUGUUUCGACCUGCCGCGGGCUAGGAACGGCUCGAGGGCGUUCAUCUUUGUGAAGAAGGCAAAUCGAGGUGGCCACAAGGGUCAUAAAGUGUACAGUGUGGAAUCAGAGCGUCCCUUGUUCUUCCCUGCCCCUAGGAUUUCACGCGGAAACGACAUAAAACUGCUGGUGUGUGUUGCGACUGCGAGGUACACCAGCUAUAACCGCCGACUCACUGUAUACAGCAUGAUCUACCACUGGCUCAAAUACCAAAGAACAAUUGGGGUGGACCACGUGCAUUUCAUCGCACACCCGUCCUUCGUUGAGAGGGGCACCCUUCAAAACGACGUCGUCAGACAAGACAUCCAGGACGGGUUCCUAAGCGUUGAAUUCUGGGAGCCUUGGCUGAAUUCAACGGACAACUACCACGGGCACUCCCAGAUGCUAGCCUACGAGGACUGUGUAUACAAACACCGGGGGACCUACGACUACAUCAUGAUGUGUGACACGGACGAUUUCUUCAUGCCGAGGGUCCCCGGCCAGCCACGGUUCCAGUACUACAUCCGGAACUGGUGUCAUUACGGAGCGUGUCGAUUCCACUGGAUCGAGCGCUACCCUGAUUGCGGUCUAGACAGCGACAACGUGAGCCCGGACGGAAACAUAACAAAGAUGUUAAGAUCCGCGACUCAGCAACGUCUCUCCGACAAUAAGAGUCUGUACAAGUCCUCGGUGGUGUUGGAUGUUGGGAUACACAUGCCCAUGGAGAGUAUAUCUGGAUACUCUGUCAUACAUGUUCCUAGCAACGUGGCCUAUUUUGCACACGUGAGGCAUGAUCACAAUCCUGGAAUAGGUGGAGCUACAUGCUAGUAUAAUAAUCUCAGGCUCCAUAUCAUCCUAUUUUAUAGUCCUGUUUUCAUUCACCCAAUAAAAUACUAGCAGGUGCAGAUAUUACAUUGUUGUGGCCUUCCGUUUCCAAAUAAUGUUCAUUUUUCUGGCUUCAUAUUGCUCUCAGCAUUUUAGUGAUGCAGUGAUCACACACUGGCAAGGUUGUUACAGUCAGUAUCAUAUUGCAUUCCUGUCAUCCUAUCCAGUCAUGUAUGUUGUUUAUAUAUUUUUUCCCAAUUGUAAUUAUGUAGUGCAGCAUUGAUGAAGAAGCUAUAGCAUGGCAGAUGCUACAUUAACACUUAACCAGCCACGGACACAUAAAUGUGUCGAGCCUUCAGAAGAAGGUUGGAUUUAAACCAGGGACACAGUGCUGUGCUCUACCAAUUGAGGUCAUCUAUUGUGGAGGGUCUAGAGCUGCAUGUCCAUGAGUCCUCUGAUGUAGUAUAUAGAUGUAACAAAGCUAGCUAGAGACUCUCAUGUCACCCAGCCCCUACACUUUCAACAUCGUUAUAUAUGCACAUGUGGACAAUUAUCAUCUCACA
This is a messenger RNA of Geodia barretti, 2025 nucleotides long. The record is from the annotation of a GenBank genome assembly. Lineage: Eukaryota; Metazoa; Porifera; Demospongiae; Tetractinellida; Geodiidae.